Molecule: messenger RNA, 660 nt
Organism: Cooperia oncophora
Lineage: Eukaryota; Metazoa; Nematoda; Chromadorea; Rhabditida; Trichostrongylidae
Source: the annotation of a GenBank genome assembly
AUGCGUAAAAUGACACGUCUUCCGGCGCCGUAUGGAGAUUGUGUUCCAGAUGGAAAGACUCCUGACUAUAUCUACAAGAACUACGAGUACUCGGUCGAGGGUUGCUAUCGAUCAUGCUUCCAACAGCUUGUUCUCAAGGAGUGCAAAUGUGGUGAUCCACGUUUCCCAGUGCCAGAAGGUGUAAAACAUUGCGAAGCAGCUGAUCCAGUUGCCAGAAGAUGUCUCGAUGCACGGCUUAACGAGUUGGGAGGUCUGCAUGGUUCAUUCAGAUGCAGGUGUCAGCAGCCAUGCAGACAGUCGAUCUACUCGGUAACGUAUUCGCCGGCAAAAUGGCCAUCACUCUCGCUACAAAUCCAGCUCGGCUCAUGUAAUGGGACAAACGCCGAAUGUAACAAACACUACAAGGAGAACGGUGCUAUGGUUGAAGUAUUUUAUGAACAGUUGAACUUCGAAAUGCUCACCGAAUCCGAGGCUUAUGGAUUCGUCAAUCUGCUUGCCGAUUUUGGUGGUCAACUCGGCCUGUGGUGUGGGAUAUCUUUUCUGACCUGUUGCGAAUUCGUUUUCUUUUUCUUCGAGAUGACCUACAUGAGUGCCGAAUACAACUGGGCGCUCUAUAAGAAGAAACGAGCGGAGAAAGAGAAGCAGAAAGGGCUCAUUUAG